This is a messenger RNA of Rhinopithecus roxellana (golden snub-nosed monkey), 1203 nucleotides long. It is a transcript of the gene PYGO2-AS1, whose product is annotated as translation initiation factor IF-2. NCBI's taxonomy places the organism in Eukaryota, Metazoa, Chordata, Mammalia, Primates, Cercopithecidae. The record is from RefSeq and is a predicted model, not a curated record.
CGGCCAUGGAGUGGGGGACCGGGGUUAGCGGCGGCGGCGGGGGAUGGAGUCGCCCUCGGGCUGCACCAUCGCCCAGAAGGGGAGUCAGGGGCAGCACAGGCCCCCAAGCUGCAGCAACCUCAAAGUGCGACGACACCAAAGCGCACAGCCGCGGCGCGAACUGCGCGCUCUCUCCAGACUCGCCGCCAGCCAGCGGCGGCAGCAACCGGAACCGGAACUCGGCGCGGCCACCACCACUAAGCCCGGCAGGGAGGGGGAGCAAAGACCGGACGAGACUCUACGCCAGAAAACAGGCGGCAGGCGAGGGGCGAGGCUUACCACGGCACCACGCGAGUGGAGAGGGUCGUUUCCGCUAGCGGCGGCCCACACCAGCUCACCGAGGGGCGGCGGAGCGCGGCCCUGCUGCCGGACCGUACCAUCCCGGCCAGUGGAGCCACCGCGGAGGGGCGCGCGCGAGCCGAGGCCGCGCCCGGGAGGUCCAGGUAGCCCGGGGGCCGGCGUUGUGGCGCCGGAGAGUCCCGGCUCCUGCCUGGACGCACCCGGAGCCAGCCCGCCCCCCGGACACAACAUCCUCAUGGGGACGGUGGCGCGACACGCCCCACUCUGCCGCGCCCAAACUCCGCAGACCCCCAGCUUCCCUCGGCGGCCGCGACCUCCCGCCUCACCGUGUGCCGCUAAGGGCCCGCGGCGUACACAAUAGGUUUCCCAGGAUUAAGAGGCAGAGGUAGAAGAAAUAACGGACUUUAAUGAAGAGUUUUCUCUUUGGUAUAAGUGAGACCCGUGGAAACAUCCAAACAGCAAAAGGAGUCCAGGAUGAAAAUGGUCAACUGUCCCUUAUCCAUAAGGCCAAAAGAGGGGGGCGGCUUGCUGUGGUGUGGCCACCCCGGGCCUACGCUGGGCCGGGCCUGUAGAAGGUACUCAGGAACUGCAGGUUUUGCAUUUCCCAUCCAUGAAACUGACAGGCAUUCGAGCUGACUUCUGCCUCUCAGUCUCGCGGUAAGAGACCCAAGUUUUUCUAGUCCUAGAUGGAAAUAAAUUUCAUCUGCCUCAGGUCUCUGGUAUAAAAGGUGCGAUCCCAGUUACCUCACAGGCCUGGGCGAGGAAAAUGCCAAGAGCUGUAAAAGGGCUUGGAAAAGUCAAAAAGGUGAUGUAUAAAUGUAAUAAUUGAUUACCAUUUUGUGCUCGAGAAUAAGCCAUGGAAAA